UGUUAUAUGUGAGCACUGAAUGACUAUUAACUGAGUGUUUGAGUGAAUGAUGUGUUUGUGUUUGAAAGGGUGUGACUAACAGUCAGUGACAGUGAUUGACACUAAAACUCAAUUGAUAUCAACACCUGAUUGAAGACAACAAUUGUAGGACCAAAUGGCUGGACGUUUACCGGCCAUUGUCAUCGACAACGGCACCGGAUACACCAAACUUGGUUACGCCGGUAAUCGUGAGCCACAAUUUAUAAUCCCGUCGGCCAUUGCAGUCAAAGAAUCACCGAAUGUUGGCGAUCAGGCCUCAAGACGUUUGGCCAGAGGUAUAGAUGAUCUGGACUUUUAUAUCGGUGACGAAGCGCUUGAAAAUCAAUCGGCAUAUACUGUCAAAUAUCCUAUAAGACAUGGUAUUGUUGAGGACUGGGAUCUAAUGGAGCGAUAUUGGGAACAAUGUAUAUUUAAGUACUUAAGAGCCGAACCUGAAGAUCACUACUUCUUGUUGACGGAACCGCCACUCAAUACGCCAGAGAACAGGGAAUAUACGGCGGAAAUAAUGUUUGAGUCUUUCAACGUUCCCGGUCUUUACAUCGCUGUUCAGGCAGUGCUGGCUUUGGCCGCGUCGUGGACUUCACGACAGGUCGGCGAACGAACGCUUACUGGAAUUGUGAUCGAUUCGGGCGAUGGCGUCACCCAUUGUAUUCCCGUAGCCGAAGGUUAUGUCAUUGGGAGUUGUAUUAAACAUAUUCCUAUUGCCGGACGAAAUAUAACUUAUUUUAUUCAAAAUCUAUUGAGAGAGCGUGAGAUGGGUAUACCUCCCACUCAAUCAUUAGAGACGGCAAAAGCUAUUAAAGAGAGAUUCUGUUACGUCUGUCCCGACAUUGCAAAAGAGUUUGAAAAGUACGAUAAGAAUCCAAGCAAAUGGAUUAAGAAGUUUUCCGCCAAGAAUGCCAUAACUAAGCAACCAUUUGAAGUAGACGUCGGAUUUGAACGUUUCUUAGGUCCCGAAGUUUUCUUUAACCCCGAGAUUUCAAACCCUGACUUUGUUACACCACUUUCGGAAACAGUUGACACUUGCAUACAAAACUGUCCAAUCGAUGUGAGACGUCCUCUCUAUAAGAAUAUUGUACUCUCGGGUGGUUCGACAAUGUUUAGAGAUUUUGACCGUAGAUUACAACGAGAUAUACAGCGAAUGGUCAGCGGAAGACUUAAACUAAGUUAUUCAUUAAGUCAGGGAAGACUGAAUCCCAAACCAAUAGAAGUUCAAGUGGUAUCCCAUCACAUGCAACGUUACGCCGUAUGGUUUGGUGGCUCAAUGUUGGCCUCCACUCCUGAGUUUUAUCCGGUUUGUCACACGAAAGCACAAUAUGAAGAAUAUGGACCCAGUAUUUGCCGACACAAUCCUGUUUUUGGGGCAAUGACUUGAGUGACACACCAUUUGGCACUCAAUUGAUAUAUAAGUUAAUGAAAUCACUUUAAAUGUCAAU
Messenger RNA from Oppia nitens, 1475 nucleotides. It is a transcript of the gene Arp3, whose product is annotated as actin-related protein 3-like. The coding region runs from base 155 to 1414 and encodes 419 amino acids. Gene Ontology annotation, molecular function: actin filament binding. The record is from RefSeq and is a predicted model, not a curated record. Gene Ontology annotation, cellular component: Arp2/3 protein complex; actin cortical patch. The transcript is spliced from 4 exons. Gene Ontology annotation, biological process: Arp2/3 complex-mediated actin nucleation. NCBI's taxonomy places the organism in Eukaryota, Metazoa, Arthropoda, Arachnida, Sarcoptiformes, Oppiidae.